Dunckerocampus dactyliophorus (ringed pipefish) is the source of this 984-nucleotide messenger RNA. RefSeq names its product Epstein-Barr virus induced 3 (gene ebi3). Gene Ontology annotation, molecular function: cytokine receptor activity; protein binding. The record is from RefSeq and is a predicted model, not a curated record. Gene Ontology annotation, cellular component: external side of plasma membrane. Bases 71 to 787 code for a protein of 238 amino acids. Lineage: Eukaryota; Metazoa; Chordata; Actinopteri; Syngnathiformes; Syngnathidae. The transcript is spliced from 6 exons. Gene Ontology annotation, biological process: cytokine-mediated signaling pathway.
ACGCCGAAUAGAUAAAAGGAGAAGAGCCAGGCCUUGUUCGACGCCUGAUUUGACCCCAAGAGCAGCAGUCAUGAUGGCAAGUGUGUGUUGCUGGACCCUCCUGGUCGCUGUUGCUGCAAGUCAGACCACCUCAUCAUCAGGAAGAGAUCCUCCCGUCAAUCCAACAGUGCGUUGCUGGUGUGCAAGUUAUCCCAACAUGACCUUUUGCUCUUGGCCUGAACCCCCCCACUCUCCCUCUCAGCCAGUGCGCUACGUGGCCUCCUACACCGAGAGACACCGGCCGUCAGUAACCAAGCAAUGUCAGCUCAUGUCUAGCAACUCUUCUUCGUCAUCAUCAUCACCAGAGAAGCUGUGGCACUGCCCCCUGCGUGACUUGAAGCUGCUGACGGACUACAUGAUCAACGUGACGACACUUUACGACGGAGGCAGCAGCUCUCAUCUCAGCAGCUUCAUGCUGGAGGACAUCGUGAAACCUGACCCCCCCGUGGACAUCAAGGUGUCCCCUCAUAACGUCAGAGCGGUUCUGAUGGAGUGGUCGGCUCCUCCCACUUGGACGCACAUGGACAUCGUCCCCUUGAAGUACCAGAUCAUGUACCAGUGGGACGUCAAGGGCACCACCAAGUCUGUCAAUCUGGGUCCUCUGGAGAACACCAGCGUGGAGCUGAAGGGUCUGAUCCCUGGUAGAACGUACCUGUUCCGGGUGUGCGCUAGGGAGCUGCUGGGUCUGGGCCAGUGUAGUCGUUGGAGCUCGCCCGUCACUGUGACCUUACCCAAGAAAAAACUCUAACACGUGUUACGAACAACAAUCGUUUUGUAUUUGGAGUAGUAUUUAUUGUAAUAUUGUUGCUUCUUGCCACUCAUGGUAAAAGUAAAAGGAUUGGUGGAACGUUUUAUGGUGUUUCCUGGUGUUUGUGUGACUUCACAUCAUUCGGAAAAGUAUUUAAUCAUGUUUGAAUGAAUCACAUCAUCAUACCUGCAUCCGCA